Messenger RNA from Macaca mulatta (Rhesus monkey), 4606 nucleotides. It is a transcript of the gene BRSK2, whose product is annotated as BR serine/threonine kinase 2. Gene Ontology annotation, cellular component: cytoplasm. Gene Ontology annotation, biological process: protein phosphorylation; intracellular signal transduction. Gene Ontology annotation, molecular function: protein serine/threonine kinase activity; ATP binding. The record is from RefSeq and is a predicted model, not a curated record. NCBI's taxonomy places the organism in Eukaryota, Metazoa, Chordata, Mammalia, Primates, Cercopithecidae.
GCUCAGCUGCACGGCUCGGCUCGGCUCGGCUCGGCUGCGCGGCCGCGGACGGGCGUGCGCUGGGGGCGCGGGGCGCGGGGCGCGGGCCUCGGCGGCGGCGGCGGCGGCGGCGGCGGCGGCGGCGGCGGAAGCCAGGUGCCCCCGCCCGCCCUGUCCUCUCGACGAGGCGGAGGCGUCGCAGCGGGCCAGGCCUCGGACUGCCGCGUCGGAGUGGACGCGGGGGGCGGCGGCGCGGGCGGACGCGGGCGGCGCAGAGCAGCGGGGCCCGCGGGGGCGCCCCGGCCCGGUCGGCGCGGACGGCGCUCGGCGGACGCGGGCGGACGCUGGGCGGCCCCUCCCUGCCCGCGCGCCCGGGCGCCCCUGGCCGGCGCCGGGCCCCGGAGCGAUGACAUCGACGGGGAAGGACGGCGGCGCGCAGCACGCGCAGUAUGUGGGGCCCUACCGGCUGGAGAAGACGCUGGGCAAGGGGCAGACAGGCCUGGUGAAGCUUGGGGUUCACUGUGUCACCUGCCAGAAGGUGGCCAUCAAGAUCGUCAACCGUGAGAAGCUGAGCGAGUCUGUGCUGAUGAAGGUGGAGCGGGAGAUCGCCAUCCUGAAGCUCAUCGAGCACCCCCACGUCCUAAAGCUGCACGACGUUUAUGAAAACAAAAAAUAUUUGUACCUGGUGCUAGAACACGUGUCAGGUGGUGAGCUUUUCGACUACCUGGUGAAGAAGGGGAGGCUGACGCCUAAGGAGGCUCGGAAGUUCUUCCGGCAGAUCAUCUCCGCGCUGGACUUCUGCCACAGCCACUCCAUAUGCCACAGGGAUCUGAAACCUGAAAACCUCCUGCUGGACGAGAAGAACAACAUCCGGAUCGCAGACUUUGGCAUGGCGUCCCUGCAGGUUGGCGACAGCCUGUUGGAGACCAGCUGCGGGUCCCCCCACUACGCCUGCCCCGAGGUGAUCCGGGGGGAGAAGUACGACGGCCGGAAGGCAGACGUGUGGAGCUGCGGCGUCAUCCUGUUCGCCUUGCUAGUGGGGGCUCUGCCCUUCGACGAUGACAACCUGCGGCAGCUGCUGGAGAAGGUGAAGCGGGGCGUGUUCCACAUGCCGCACUUUAUUCCGCCCGACUGCCAGAGCCUGCUGCGGGGCAUGAUCGAAGUGGACGCCGCACGCCGCCUCACGCUAGAGCACAUUCAGAAACACAUAUGGUAUAUAGGAGGCAAGAACGAGCCGGAACCAGAGCAGCCCAUUCCUCGCAAGGUGCAGAUCCGCUCGCUGCCCAGCCUGGAGGACAUCGACCCUGACGUGCUGGACAGCAUGCACUCCCUGGGCUGCUUCCGAGACCGCAACAAGCUGCUGCAGGACCUGCUAUCGGAGGAGGAGAAUCAGGAGAAGAUGAUUUACUUCCUCCUCCUGGACCGGAAAGAAAGGUACCCGAGCCAGGAGGACGAGGACCUGCCCCCCCGGAACGAGAUAGACCCUCCCCGGAAGCGUGUGGACUCCCCGAUGCUGAACCGGCAUGGCAAGCGGCGGCCGGAACGCAAGUCCAUGGAGGUGCUCAGCGUGACGGACGGCGGCUCCCCGGUGCCUGCGCGGCGGGCCAUUGAGAUGGCCCAGCACGGCCAGAGGUCUCGGUCCAUCAGCGGUGCCUCCUCAGGCCUUUCCACCAGCCCACUCAGCAGCCCCCGGGUGACCCCUCACCCCUCACCAAGGGGCAGUCCCCUCCCCACCCCCAAGGGGACGCCUGUCCACACGCCAAAGGAGAGCCCGGCCGGCACGCCCAACCCCACGCCACCGUCCAGCCCCAGCGUCGGAGGGGUGCCCUGGAGGGCGCGGCUCAACUCCAUCAAGAACAGCUUUCUGGGCUCACCGCGCUUCCACCGCCGGAAACUGCAAGUUCCGACGCCAGAGGAGAUGUCCAACCUGACCCCAGAGUCGUCUCCAGAGCUGGCCAAGAAGUCCUGGUUUGGGAACUUCAUCAGCCUGGAGAAGGAGGAGCAGAUCUUCGUGGUCAUCAAAGACAAACCUCUGAGCUCCAUCAAGGCUGACAUCGUGCACGCCUUCCUGUCGAUCCCCAGCCUCAGCCACAGUGUCAUCUCCCAGACGAGCUUCCGGGCCGAGUACAAGGCCACGGGGGGGCCAGCCGUGUUCCAGAAGCCUGUCAAGUUCCAGGUGGACAUCACCUACACGGAGGGGGGGGAGGCACAGAAGGAGAACGGCAUCUACUCCGUCACCUUCACCCUGCUCUCAGGCCCCAGCCGCCGCUUCAAGAGGGUGGUGGAGACCAUCCAGGCCCAGCUGCUGAGCACACACGACCCCCCCGCGGCCCAGCACUUGUCAGACACCACUAACUGUAUGGAAAUGAUGACGGGGCGGCUUUCCAAAUGUGGCAGCCCAUUGAGUAACUUCUUUGACGUAAUUAAACAACUUUUUUCAGACGAGAAGAACGGGCAGGCGGCCCAGGCCCCCAGCACGCCCGCCAAGCGGAGUGCCCACGGCCCACUCGGUGACUCCGCGGCCGCUGGCCCUGGCCCCGGAGGGGACGCCGAGUACCCAACGGGCAAGGACACGGCCAACAUGGGCCCGCCCGCCGCCCGCCGCGAGCAGCCUUAGACACACUAGCCUCCCCCGCCCCAGCACAGCACUGACAGCGGCUGCCUCGCCGCCCGCCGCCCGUCCUGCCCCAAGUGGACCCGCGGCCGCGCCGCCCGUCCAUCCAGACUGUUCUCAGAGCCUGGGAGGAAAGGAAAGGGCGCCGGGGCCGGCCUGCGGGCUGUGCCACCCGUGCCCGCUCUUUCCUCUCUCCUGUCUCUGUCUUUUCUCUCUCCUGUGUCUCUGCCUGUCUCUGACAGCGUCGCUUGUUUCCACUCUGAUACCAGGAAUUAUCCCGAAAAGUUAACAUGUCACCUCCACGAGGCCAUCCUCUGUGACCGAAGGCAGCUGCUGCGGACCCGCCCUCCCUCCGCUCCUGCUGUUGCUGCCAGGCAGCGAGGCCCAGCCCAGCGCCCCGUCCACCCCGCGGCAGCUCCUCGCCUCAGCUCCGCACGGCCCGUGGGAGGAGGGCCAGGCUCGGGGGAGCCUCCUCCAGCCCGGCCGACCCGGACUCCCGGUCACCUGACCCCUCAGCAAGAACAGCCUGCCUGGCGGCCUUCUGGGGCCGGGACCCCCGGUGGGCAAAGUAGCCACAGGAACAGACCCCGUCCACCCCGUCCACCGCCUCCACGCCGCACCCGGAGGCCUCCUCGCGCCUCGCGGCCCAUGCCCCGCCUCCCUGGCCGUGCCGCCUCCGCCUCCAUGUAGUCUUGGCCUCCUCAGGCUGCCUCCCGUCCUCUCGUCUCACCUGCGCCUCCCUUGCCUCAUCUGGGGCGGCUGUGGGCUCUGGCACUCCUCCCCGGCUGAGGUGGAAACAGAGACCCUAGGGCGCCAGAGCCUUCCCAGCAGGCCAGGUCGCUGGGCUGGGAUCGGUGUUAUUUAUUUGCUGUUUUAAUUUAUGGAUUCUCUACACCUCUGUUCAGGGAAGGGCGGCGGCCGCAUCCCCUGCCGUCUGCCCGUCUCGGGCGGGGUGGGGUCUGGGGCCAGGGCGCCCUCUGAGGACAGAGCUGGUGGGGCUCGGGGCAGCUGGUGAGCUACUGUAAACUUUAAAGAAUUCCUGCAAGAUAUUUUUAUAAACUUUUUUUUCUUGGUGGUUUUUGGAAAAGGGUGUGGGGGUGGGGGCGCCGCUGGGACAGGGCCAGGUUUUGUGUUUCAGUCCCUUGCUCCCGGUUCUUUCUACACACACAUCUAAGAUGGUGCGGUUCGCUCUGUCAUGGGUUCCGUUUCUCUGCGGAGAAGCAGCUCCACCUGUGGGGGCUCGGGGCAGAGGGGCAGCGUCUCGUAGCGGACGGCAGCGCCAGCGCCCCUCUGUCGAGACCCAGGCUGGGGCGAUCUUGGUUUUGUGUCCAAGGGUGAAGGGGUAGGAGGAAGGCCCCCAGCUGGCCCUCCCCACACACAGGACGGCAGGGGCACGUGGGGCUUUUCUUAUUAAAAUUUUAAAAAGUUGAAAAAAAACAAAGGACAGAAAGAGUCGGUGGCGCUCCUCCGCUGGGCGUUCUGUGCAGAGCGAGGCCCAGGGUGUGGCCUGGAGGGGGCUGCAGGCCCCCCUGCCCAGUGCCCACCGCCGUGCUUCACCCCAGCUCCAGCUUCUGCGUUCCCUUCUGCCCACGUGCCCGGCCCUCCCAGGCGGGCACAGCCCGGAUGCAGCGGCCAUGGGGGGCGGCGGGUCUGAUGCAUGCCUCUGCCGUGGAGUCUGUCUGCUUCAGUGCCUGCCCUGCCUCCCACCCACCUCGUGUGUACAUUUUAACGCUUCUGUUGACAUGAGACCUCUGCCACAGGCUGGGAUUUCUAGACGUAAGAACAAAAGCAAACGCCUAGGACAGCAAACGCCAGGCGGCCCAGGCGGGAAGGGGCUCUCCACGGAGAUCGAGGACACGAAGCACAACGCCUCUUGCUCGCCUUCCCCUCUUGUGCUUCAGACACGCGCGGACUCCAGCAGGCGCCACGGAAAUGGGCGAGCCCCCGCAGUGUACCCCUGUCGUAACUGUGAGCGACUGCAGCUCGGAACAAUAAAUCCCUUCCGCAAAGACA